AUGGUACGUAAAAAGAUUGAUAAUCGGAUACGUGUAUUAAUAGAAAAUGGCGUUGUUACGGGACACAGAACAAUGUUUAUUGUUGUCGGAAAAAAAGCACGAGAUCAGGUUGUCUUACUACAUCACAUGUUAUCAAAAUCAGUUAUAAAAGCAAGACCUUCUGUAUUAUGGUGUUAUAAAAAAGAAUUAGGAUUCAGUAGUCACAGAAAGAAACGUAUGAAGAGUAUACAGAAAAAAGUGAAAUCUGGUAAACUUGACGUUAAAGAGGAUGAUCCAUUUGAAUUGUUCAUUGUUUCAACUAAUAUACGUUAUUGUUAUUAUAAUGAAACUCAUAAGAUCUUAGGUAACACAUAUGGAAUGUGUGUUUUACAAGAUUUUGAAGCAUUGACUCCUAAUUUAUUAGCAAGAACAAUAGAAACUGUUGAAGGAUCUGGUAUUAUAGUAUUUCUUUUACAAUCUGUUACUUCAUUGAAACAAUUGUAUACCAUAAACAUGGAUGUUCAUCAACGAUUUCGUACAGAAGCACAUCAGGAUGUUGUUUGCCGUUUCAAUGAAAGGUUUUUGUUAUCCCUUGCAUCGUGUAAUCGAUGUUUAGUAGUCGACGAUCAAUUAAAUGUUUUACCAAUAUCUUCUCACAAUUUAAAAAUAGAGCCCAUUCAAAAAGCACCCUCUUCUGAAACACAGACCGAUUUGGAUGUAUUGAAAGAAAGUUUAAGAGAUACACAACCCAUUUCUGCGCUUAUUAAUUGCUGUAGGACCAUCGAUCAAGGAAAAGCACUGUUAAAAUUCAUUGAAUGUAUAUCUGAAAAAACUUUGAGAUCAACUGUAUCAUUGACUGCUGCAAGAGGACGUGGAAAAUCUGCAGCUUUGGGAUUAGCAAUAGCUGGUGCUAUUUCAUUUGGUUAUUCCAAUAUUUACAUAUCUAGUCCUAGUCCUGAAAAUUUAAACACACUUUUUGAAUUUAUUUUCAAAGGAUUUGAUGCUUUAGGAUAUCAAGAACAUCUUGAUUAUGGUUUAGUUCAAUCCACGAAUCCUGAAUUUAAUAAAGCUACAGUAAGAGUAAAUGUUUUCAAAGAUCACCGACAAACUAUUCAGUAUAUACAUCCAACUGAUACACACAAAUUAAAUCAAGCAGAAUUAUUAGUAAUCGAUGAAGCAGCAGCUAUUCCUCUGCCAUACGUUAAAGCUAUGUUAGGCCCAUAUUUAAUAUUUCUUGCAUCAACUAUAAAUGGUUACGAAGGAACAGGACGUUCUUUGUCAUUAAAAUUACUUCAGCAGUUGAGAACACAAAAUGUUGGUUCUAAUAGUCAUGGAAAAAAUGGUAAUGAAAAUGAAAAAACUUUAAUAGGAAGACAAUUACACGAGAUGACUUUAGAAGAAUCUAUUCGUUAUAAACCUGGUGAUCCUGUUGAACAAUGGUUAACAGAUUUACUUUGUUUAAAUGUGACUACAUAUUCACCAGUUCUUUCUGGAUGUCCACCACCAGAUACAUGUGAAUUGUAUUACAUUAAUAGGGAUACGUUGUUCUCUUAUCACAAAGCUUCCGAAUUGUUUCUUCAAAGAUUGGUUGCUUUAUACGUUGCUUCACAUUAUAAGAAUAGUCCAAAUGAUUUGCAAAUGAUGUCUGAUGCACCAGCUCAUCAUUUGUUUUGUCUGUUAGGUCCACUUGUUUCAAAUAAAGCAUUACCUGAAAUAUUAGCUGUUAUACAGGUUUGUUUAGAAGGUGAAGUUAGCAAAGCUACCAUAGCCGAUGGUUUAGGUCGUGGUCGAAGAGCUGCAGGUGAUUUAAUACCAUGGACAAUCAGUCAACAAUAUCAAGAUCAAGAUUUUCCAACUUUAGCAGGUGCUCGUAUUGUUCGCAUAGCUACUCAUCCUGAUUAUCAAGGAAUGGGUUACGGUACUCGAGCAUUGGAACUUUUAAAACAUUAUUAUGAAAUGAAUAUUUUUGAUGUCAACGAAGAAGUUGAAAAAACUGAAGCAAAACAAACUGAAAUUGAUGCGGUUAAUGACGAACAAGUUGGAUUAUUAGAAGAGACUAUUGAACCACGUGCAUCUCUUCCACCUCUUCUUUUAAAAUUGUCUGAAAGAAGACCAGAAAAAUUAGAUUACAUUGGCGUAUCUUAUGGUAUCACUGAACAACUUUUAAGAUUUUGGAAAAGAUCUUCAUUCGUUCCUGUUUAUAUAAGACAAACUGCUAACGAUAUAACUGGAGAAAAUUCUUGUAUAAUGUUAUAUAAAAUCAAAUCAAAUGAAGAAGAAGGGACUAAUAACAAUUGGUUGAACGCAUAUUGGAAAGAUUUUCGUCGUCGAUUUAUAUCACUACUUUCUUUUCCAUUUAACACUUAUCCAGCAUGUUUAUCUUUGAGUAUUUUAAAUAACAAAUCUGUUCCUGUUGAAUUUAAUUCUUUAUCGAAAGAAAUGUUAGACGCAUAUUUCACAUCUUACGAUUUAAAACGAUUAGACAUGUAUAGCAACAAUAUGGCGGACUAUCAUUUAAUAAUGGAUUUAUUACCAUCUUUGGCACGUUUAUAUUUCUUAAAUAUGAUGACAGAUUUAAAUUUUUCUCCAGUACAAUUGGUAAUUUUAUUAGGAUUAGGAUUGCAACAUAAAACAGUUGACAAAUUAGCCGAAGAAUUAAAGUUACAAUCGUCACAAUUACUCGGUUUAUUUAAUCGUAUUAUUAGAAAAUCUAUACAAUAUUUAAAUUCGAUUGCUGAACAAUAUAUUGAAACUGUGAUAAUGGAUAAAAAUAUGACAAGUGAUAAUGUACAAUUGAAUCCAUUAAGGGGACAAAGUUUACACGAUGAAUUAGAAACUGCAGCUAAGGAAUUAAGAAGAAAACAGGAAGCUGAGUUUGAGAAAUUAAGAUUAGAAAAUUUAGAUCCAUACAUAAUAAAAGGAAGUGAAGCUGAUUGGAAUAAUGCCGGUAGAUGGUGA
Molecule: messenger RNA, 2937 nt
Organism: Polistes dominula (European paper wasp)
Lineage: Eukaryota; Metazoa; Arthropoda; Insecta; Hymenoptera; Vespidae
Product: RNA cytidine acetyltransferase l(1)G0020
Biological process (GO): rRNA acetylation involved in maturation of SSU-rRNA
Cellular component (GO): 90S preribosome; nucleolus
Molecular function (GO): ATP binding; tRNA binding; 18S rRNA cytidine N-acetyltransferase activity
Source: RefSeq, a predicted model, not a curated record